Messenger RNA from Sporisorium graminicola, 2874 nucleotides. RefSeq lists its product as uncharacterized. The record is from RefSeq and is a predicted model, not a curated record. The transcript is spliced from 5 exons. Lineage: Eukaryota; Fungi; Basidiomycota; Ustilaginomycetes; Ustilaginales; Ustilaginaceae. Bases 1 to 2874 code for a protein of 957 amino acids.
AUGGUCAAGGAAGUGUCGUCCGCCGCCGAGUUCGACGGCGAACUCAACACGGCAGGUUCCAAGCUCGUCGUGGUCGACUUUCACGCCACAUGGUGUGGACCAUGCAAAGUAAUCGCACCCAUCUUCCAGCGGCUGGUGUCGCAGUAUACCAACGUCGUCUUCCUGAAAGUUGAUGUUGACCGCGUACAGCCAGUCGCACAGAAGUACAGCGUCCGCGCCAUGCCUACGUUCCUUUUCCUCAAGAACAAGAGCGUCGUCGAUACUCUUCAGGGUGCCGACCCCAACCGGCUUAGUGCGCUCGUUAAGCAGCACUCUUCGGGCGCCUCUUCAGCGUUCUCGGGUGCGGGCCAGACGCUGUCGGGCAGCAGCACUUCUUCCCGACCGUUUGGCGCGCGCUCCGUUGCCGGCAUCACUGACGGCCAUUCUUCCCUCCUCCAGACUGUGGAGCUCAAACAAUCUUUGGCAUUGAACGAAAAGUCGGAUCACAGGCUGCAAGACAUUCUCACUGGAUCCAGCGGCGGAAAUUGGCUAGAGAGCGAUGCCGACGAGCAGCUCUUGAUCCUUCUUACUUUCAAGCAACAGGUCAAGCUAUCGGGGAUCCUGCUUCGAACAUUACCAUCCCAACUCGCACAUGCACCCAAACUGAUCAAGGUGUUUGCGAAUCGACCGGGUCUUAGCUUUGACGAUGCCACAGCAGACACGGCCGAUCAGGAAGCUGAGCUUUCCGAGGAGCAUGUUCGUGGAGGUGAAAACGGAGGUGGCGGAAAGGCCUUGUCCCUGCGUUUCGUCAAGUUUCAAAAGGUGGAUUCUCUCAUCAUCGCUGUGCUCACCAACCACGGUGAUGCAGAGACCACUCGCGUUGACGCAAUUGACGUCUUUGGUGUGGCGGACCAAGCUACAGACAUGAGCGAGUUGCAAAAGAUUGCUGCCGAGGGUGAAACUCGAGACAUGGACUUUCGCACCGCCUCGAGGUCUGGACUCAAAGGCGGCAGCAGCUCGUCUGCUAGUAACAGAACAGGUUUCAAUGCGCCACGGAGCUCUUCGAUUCCCGACAUGUCCACUUACACUCAGCGCCCUCAGCGGCACAGCCGAUCGCUUUCCACCUCGAGCCUCAAUGUUUCGCGACCCGGAAGCAGGCGUUCGACUUCCUCGACAUCAGCUCCUCCGAUGCAGCAUCUAGACGAGGAAGACGAGGAUGACUAUGCUGACGGCAAUGACUACUCAAGACGCGAUCAGCACCAGCAGCAGCAGUACCAGCAGCAAGCCGGCUUUGUUCCGCUCGCACCACCUUCCCUGACCGAGGAAGAGGAAGCCGAGUUUGAGGCUGCUCAGAAAGCCGCACGCGACACGCUCGGAGGCUGGCACUUUGCUCCGCUCGGUGUAGCACUUGCGCCGCCACUCGGUGCUCUUUUGGGUGGUCACUCGGAUGCAUGGUCCGAUGCCAUUCUGCUCAUCCUCGCCAGCUUCUGGCUCUACCAGUUCCUCCGCGUACCUUGGGACAUCUAUCACGCCUCAAGGACCCGUCAUGUCCUCACACACGAUCAAGAUGAGGAUGAAGAGGAGGAAACCGAACAGAUGCUGUCGGAAGGUGCGCCUUCUGCUCCCAAAUCGCCCGCCGAGAAAGCGGAGCAGGCGCAGGCUCGUCGCGCAGCCGCUGCUGAGCUUCGACGCUCCGAACUGCUCAGCCUCGUCUUUUGCGUGCUGAGCCCUCUCCUGGGCGCCUACAUGCUUCACUGGAUGCGCGAGACCAUGACCGACGGUAACAAAUAUCUCAACACGUUCAACAUUCGUCUCUUCACCCUCGCGGCUGGCAUCAAGCCGUGGUCUCACGCCAUCAGCCUCGUUCAGCGAAGGAUGCUGUAUCUGCACGAGGAGGUCCACCAUCCCUCGUCUAAGGUCGAAAAGAUGAAUCAGCGCCUCCGUCGCCUCGAGGCCGACCUCUCGAGCUUGCGCAAGCUCUACGCCACCAAGAAUGAUCUGCGCGUUCUGCGCGAUCACGACGUUCAGCUCGGUCGAGCCGUGCGUCGCUCCGAGAGGAAGGAAGAGCACCUCAGGCUGUCAGCUGAGGAAAAGUUUAGCAUCGUCGAAGGCAGGUUGGAGGACCUUCUCCGCGAGGUUGCCAUCAACGCAGAGCUGAUCGAGGAGGAGCGCAGGGAGAGGGAGACGGCGGCAAGCCUGCGCGUCUCGUUCUUUGAGGCAGUCAAGUAUCUUCUCGGCUCGGGUCUCACGGUUCGUCGCGCCAGCCCCAAGCAUUACCUCCGCGACAUGCCUCGCAGCCUGCCUUCUACAGCUGCGCUUGGCAUCGGUGCCGCAUCGCCCGAUGCAGAGAUCACCUUUGAACAUCAGAUGGCAGGUGCGUCUCUACCCGCUGGAGACUUACGUACCACCCCAAGCGCAUCUUUCGCCUUUCCGGCCGAUGCACGGUGGGACAAGUCUCCUCCUACACAGAGAGGCACUGGAAGCUUCCCGCGCGAGACUCUGGCUGCUCCUUUUGACCCUCGCUCCGAGCAUAUCGACGGCGGGGUCAUGGUGCCACGAUCGCACUCGCAACACAAUGCUCACCAGGUUUCUGACCCCUGGUGGGAACGCGGUGUGGCUUUCUAUCUCUUCCUUCCUCUCAACGUUUCGAGCGCUGCCAUUCGCUUUGCCGGCGAUAAAGUGAAGAACAUUCUGGAGGACUCGGAGAACGAGGCAGCACGCAAUCAGAGGAAGACGCUCCAAUACCAAAAGCAUCUCGCCGACCAGCAACUUCAGCAGCACCAGCGCAAGAUCUCGGAGCAGCAGAUGCUCAGCCCCGCACGCAGCCGUGCCAAUCCGCCGACCAUCAAGAUCGCGACCGCACCCUCUGCGUCGGUCGACACUCGUACCGGCUGA